Molecule: messenger RNA, 1106 nt
Organism: Prosopis cineraria
Lineage: Eukaryota; Viridiplantae; Streptophyta; Magnoliopsida; Fabales; Fabaceae
Product: universal stress protein PHOS32
Exons: 4
Coding region: 340-924 (194 amino acids)
Source: RefSeq, a predicted model, not a curated record
UGAAGGGAAUCUCUUUGAGAUGGUAUUAUCUGUGGAUUUCUGCGUUGGAAAAGCCAUCAGAUUCACUGUCGCUGUAGCUGUAUCGCAUCAGCCCAAUUUGGCUGCUGUUAGUCCCCUGUUCCCACCACCUUUAAUUGUUACAAUAUGUUAUCUUCAACAAGGAAUAUCUAUAACAGAGUUGGCUGCUUGGAUCGUAUUCCACAAAAAUUCUUGUUUCUAAAUUCUCCAUCGAUAUGUAUUCUUCUCCUCCGAGAAGAUUCCAAACCAAAAGCAGCCCGCAGAGUCGACAAACAACUCAAUACAGAGAAUAAAUAAAGCAAAGACGAAACCAACAAGAAGAUGGAAGCCACCAUUAUAAAAGAUACACCAAGCUCAGAAGUUGAUCAGCGUCAGUGUUACAGUAAAUUAUUAACGUCAUCGAAGAUGGCAACGAAACGCACCGUUGGUGUGGCUGUGGACUUCUCUCCGACGAGCAAAUUAGCACUCCAAUGGGCUCUCUACAAUCUCAUCGACAAAGGAGAUCGCCUCAUCCUCAUCAACGUUCAGCCUCCCCACUCUGAUCACACCAGCAAGCAGCUCUUCCACGACACUGGUUCACCUUUGGUGCCUCUGGAGGAACUGAGAGAGAUGAACUUGGCCAAGCAAUAUGGGAUUCCAAGGGACGCUGAAGUGAUCAAUAUCCUUGACACUGCCUCCAAAACCAAAGGGGCAAAGAUAGAGGCAAAGGUGUAUUGGGGAGAUCCAAAGGAGAAGCUGUGCAAAGCUGUUGAUCAGCUUCUGCUUCAGUCUUUGGUCGUUGGCAGCAGAGGUUUUGGUCCCAUUAAAAGGGUGUUGCUGGGGAGUGUGAGCAAUCACGUGGUGAAGAAUGCAUCUUGCCCGGUUACAGUCGUCAAGGGAAGCCCAUCUCCCACUUGCAGGCGCUGAAGCUUAAUUAUUGAAUUCAAUAUAUAAUUUGUAUAUUCCCCUGCUGUUGGAUUUCCAUCUCUUAUAAGUACUUUUGUCUGUUAAAUUUAAAUAAGGUUUUCUUUUCCUUUUUUUUAAUGUAUAGUGUGUAAAUAUUUUGUGUGUGUGUGUAUAUAAUGACAAAAAAAAUUGUUUUUAUCUUU